ACUAGAGAGAGAUCUUUUCAGCGGGACUGAAUCCAGCUGUUAAACUCCAGCAGUCCCGCAGCAGUCUCCGGACUCCGCUCCCCUGCACCGUGUCUCCGGUGGAUCUCGGGACUCUUGUCCACGGUCGGGAUGGACGGUGAUGGGGAGCUGCGCGCGGAGUUCACCGACGCGGCGACCGGGAGACUGCGACUCUGCGUGACCCUGACGGACCUCCGCCUCUCGGUCAGGAAGCUCGGUGGCUCGCCUGUGUGGCAGCACGGACAAGAGCCGGUGCUCGAGCUCGGCCUCGGGGACUGCGUGGGCUGCCGCGCGUGGCGGAGCGAGGACGCGGAGGACACGGAGGACGCGGCGGCGUAUCUGUGCGCAUAUUUCUACCCUGUGCGCCGCAGCUGGACCGGAGCUCCCGCCGGCCGCCGGAGAGAAGAGCAGCGAUUUCGGGUCCUCACCGGGAGAGACGCCCGGGCCAACCUGGAGCAGGCGGAGAGGUGGGCGCGCGCGGUCACACACCGAGCAUCAGCACUGCGCACACCAGAGACCAGAGACAGUGUUAAAUUCGGUCGAGUGUGCGUAAGCCGGAGUGUGAUGGUGUUGGUGAAUCCUCAGAGUGGACGAGGCCAGGCCAUGUCUCUCUACACCGGCCCUGUACUGAGCAUGCUCAGUGAGGCAAACAUCUCUCACACACUCAUCACCACAGAGCAUCAGAACCAUGCACACGAGCUGGUCAGGAACGCUGAUCUGUCACAGUGGAGUGCCAUCGUCAUCCUGUCAGGGGACGGAUUACUGUUUGAGGUGAUCAAUGGUUUGAUGGAGAGGGAGGACUGGGACGAGGCAAUCCGCACUCCGCUCGGGAUUCUUCCUGGAGGAUCUGGCAACGCACUGGCAGCAUCAGUGCACCAUUACACACAAGCUGGCCCGGCUCUGGGCGAAGACUUGCUUCUAAGCUGUUGUUUCCUGCUCUAUAAAGGUCCGGUCUGUCCCCUGGAUAUCGUCUCUGUACGUUUGUCCUCGGGACGCCGUCUCUUUUCCUUCCUGUCGCUGGCCUGGGGCUUUGUGGCCGACGUGGACAUCGAGAGCGAAAAGUUCCGCCACGUGGGUGCGAUGCGCUUCCUCGUGGGCACUCUUCUCCGCCUGGCGUCUUUGCGCACCUACCAGGGCAGGCUGGCGUUCCUGCCCGCUAGAGACGACUCCGAUUUGGCAUCGAUCUCCUCUUCUCCUCGUUCCCGUUUUCGUCAGCGGCAGAGCAGCAACGAAUGCGCAACCCGUAACGCUAUUGGUGACGAGUUCUUACUCGAAAACGAGUCCAAGAAUGACCGACUUCCUGACAACCUUUUAAAUCCUGUUGGAGAUUCGGUGCCAAGCGAUUGGACCGUAGAAAAAGAGCAAGACUUUGUUCUGGUUCUGGCGACCUGCCACUCUCAUCUUGCCGAGGAGCUGAUGGCGGCACCGGAUGCCCGGCCUGACGACGGGUACCUCCACCUGCUCUACGUGACAGCGGGAAUAUCACGGCCAGCCUUGCUUCGACUCUUCCUGGCCAUGGAGAAAGGGACGCACCUGACAUGCGAGUGCCCACAUCUGAUGUACCAGCGUGUCCAAGCACUGAGGCUUGAGCCAAUCACAAAACCCGGAGUUAUCACUGUAGACGGGGAGCAGGUGGAGUACGGGCCGAUUCAGGCUCAAGUUGCACAAGGGAUGUGGCAGGAUUAUAUGUGGAUGAUCCCCAUCCUAAAAACCUAAAGAGACCAACAUUUAACAUUUAAUAGAAUUGACCUCAUGUUGAUCUUCUGUGGUUUAGACCUGGACUUUAUUACCUGACGAUUGACUGAUUUUGUCCAAUAAUAAUAAUCCUGUUUAGACCAAAGGUACAAUUUUACUUACUGCAGUAAGAACCUACUUUUUAAACUUUUUUUUAAUUUAUCUUUUAUUAAUUUAGUUUGAAUGCCAGGAUGGUCUAGCUGCUGAGCUUGCACUGGUGGAUGUGUGUGUGUGUGGAUCUACAGGAGUGCAGUGUGAUCUUCACAAUACUUCAAAACACACACUAGCUACUUGAACCCGCUCGAUGAAUGCAACUCAUGAUGGGGUUUUAUGGAUAUUUAACUCUCAGCUAAGUGCCACGGAAAAAAACACGGAAAUACAAACAAAACUUCAUUGAGGGGUUGAAUGGGGAGCUGAAAAGGGCACUGCAUCUGGUAGUAUUGACAAGUUUCUUCUUUCUCAUGUUUCUCAAUUUAGAUCAAGCCUUAGUACUUGACAGAUUUAUCUAACUAGUUUAUGCCAAAAAUCUGGACCAGUUGCAUCAGGUGGUAAAGUUGUGUUGAAGCGAAACUUUGUAUUCUUUUGCACAAACUUCACCAGCAAUUCUAGAACUGCUGCUGACAAUUACAGACAUUAUGUUGUUGGUUGUAGAAUCCUUUGCAGCAAACAAGAACUACAGCUGUUAACAGCUGGCCUGGAGUCAAUGGUUUUGGAAUUCUAGCUAUUAACUUCUGGACAGAAAUCAGUAAAUCUAGAAUUUCAGUUAAUAAUUGCUGGCCUGAAGUCAGUAGAACUAAACCUCUAGCUAUUAUCUGCUGGCCUGAAACAGUAGUUAUAGAACAUGUAAAUGUAACUGAAUGUAACCGGCUCUAGAGCUCUGAAACAAACCUGUUCAAUUGCAGCACAGUUUUGAUUACCUGGCUAUGAGCACAAGUUGUUUAAUACUCCUAUAUCAAUAGCUCAGAUUCUUCCCUGCAGUUUAUUCUCCUGCUUUAUGCAGCAGUUGUUUACAAACCAGCACAAGAUAGAGUCUAUCAGACCUUCUCUUUCCUUGGCAGAGGCUUCUAGAGUUAUGUUUAACUUUAUCAACAGUUAUUGAAGUGUUAUUUGUUAAAAUAUGUAAAGCAAUAAGAAGAAAUGUACUGUACUGUAAUGUAGCAUAGACCAGUAAGGAAAAAAACAUGUUCUCUUUUUACAAUAGUGUGUAUUAGGUUUUAGACCAUAUUUUUCAUAUAUUCGAUUUCUAUAAGCACAGUUUCGAUGUGCUUUAAUCCAAUAUAUGGUAUAAUUUACACUGUACAGAUAAUAAUAAUAUUACAGCAAUAUAAUAGCAAUAUUAAUAUAGUACAACUACUAUGGAAAAUGUUAUGAGAUUGAGUUGAAUGGUUUAAAUGUUGACUCUCAUAUCUCAAAGAAGAAACACACAUUCAUUCCAUGCCAUCUACAAUUUCAGGUUGUGUUAUUAGGCCAUGAAAUGUACUUUUUAUAUAUAAUAUUUAGAUAUUAUUUAGAUAUAUACCAUAAUAAAGUAUAUAAAAAUC
Silurus meridionalis is the source of this 3293-nucleotide messenger RNA. Its product is annotated as sphingosine kinase 2-like. NCBI's taxonomy places the organism in Eukaryota, Metazoa, Chordata, Actinopteri, Siluriformes, Siluridae. The record is from RefSeq and is a predicted model, not a curated record. The transcript is spliced from 5 exons. Bases 130 to 1734 code for a protein of 534 amino acids. Gene Ontology annotation, cellular component: cytoplasm; intracellular membrane-bounded organelle; membrane. Gene Ontology annotation, biological process: negative regulation of apoptotic process; sphingosine biosynthetic process; cellular response to growth factor stimulus.